Colius striatus (speckled mousebird) is the source of this 2218-nucleotide messenger RNA. It is a transcript of the gene CIRSR, whose product is annotated as corepressor interacting with RBPJ, CIR1. Gene Ontology annotation, cellular component: nucleus. Gene Ontology annotation, molecular function: transcription corepressor activity. The coding region runs from base 57 to 1454 and encodes 465 amino acids. NCBI's taxonomy places the organism in Eukaryota, Metazoa, Chordata, Aves, Coliiformes, Coliidae. The record is from RefSeq and is a predicted model, not a curated record. The transcript has 10 exons. Gene Ontology annotation, biological process: negative regulation of DNA-templated transcription.
CCGGCUGAGCGCCCGUGUCAGUGAGGGGAAUAGGGAGCGCUUGCUCCGCUGCCGCCAUGGGGAAGUCAUUCGCCAAUUUCAUGUGCAAGAAGGAUUUUCACCCCGCCUCCAAGUCCAACAUCAAAAAGGUAUGGAUGGCAGAACAGAAAAUAUCAUAUGACAAGAAGAAACAAGAAGAAUUAAUGCAACAGUAUCUGAAAGAACAGGAGUCCUAUGAUAAUAGGCUGCUUAUGGGUGAUGAGCGUGUGAAGAAUGGUCUUAAUUUCAUGUACGAGGCCCCACCUGGAGCAAAGAAAGAGGAAACUAAAGAGCAAGAAGGAGAGACUGAGUACAAAUUUGAAUGGCAAAAAGUCGCCCCUCGAGAAAAAUAUGCUAAGGAUGAUAUGAAUAUCAGAGAUCAGCCAUUUGGUAUCCAGGUGCGGAAUGUGAGAUGUAUUAAGUGCCACAAGUGGGGUCACGUAAACACUGACCGAGAGUGCCCAUUGUUUGGCCUCUCUGGCAUUAAUGCGAGUUCCGUGUCCAGCGAUGGUUCAGGGCCAUCAAUGCACCCCUCGGAGCUAAUAGCGGAGAUGAGAAACAGUGGGUUUGCACUGAAACAAAAUGUACUGGGGAGAAACUUGACCGCAAAUGAUCCAUCACAGGAAUUUGUUGCAAGUGAAGGAGAUGAUGAUCCAGAGGUUGAAUUUUUAAAAUCACUGUCAACCAAACAGAAACAGAAACUUCUAAGGAAGUUGGAUCGUCUGGAGAAGAAAAAGAAAAAGAAGGACAGAAAGAAGAAAAAGCAGCAAAAGAAAAAAAGCAAAAGUAAACACAAGAAACGUAAGGUGAGAUCCUCUUCCUCAUCCUCCAGUGAGACUUCAGUAAGCAGCAGUGAUAGCGAGACUGACAGCAGAGAUAAAGCAGCACAAAAGAAGACGUAUUCUAAGAAAAGAAAAAAAGACAAGUUUUCAGAGGCUAGCAGCAGCAGCAGUGAUUCAGAAGGAAAGGCAAAGACGAGGAAGGAAAAACUUCAUGAAGAGCUUUCCAGUAGUCACGGCAACAAGGACAAAGAUAGGGAGAAGUACAGGCUUUUAAAGCAAGAUAGUUCUGUGGAGAACAGCAAAUGGAGCUCCUGUGAGGAGGAAAGAAAGUCCAAAAGCAGAUGCCAUAGCACCAACAAGAGAGAUACUGAAAGAAAGGCAAGGGAUUGUAGAAGCCAAAGCCUGGAUGAAGGAAGCAGGAGAAGCCCUUGCAUAAGUCACAGCAGUUCCAGGCAAAGGCAAGUAAGAAAAAGUCCAAGCCAAAGCCCUAGUGAAGAGCGGCACAGGAAAACUGAAACCAGCACAGAUCUGCACAGGGAGAGGAAAAAAUGCAGAGAGCGCUGUGGGGACAAGUGCAGUAAAGUGGAACCCAGAGAAAGGAGCAGGCGCAGUAGAAGUAGAAGCAGAAGCAGAGAGAGGAAAAAAAACAGGUAGUAUAGGGGACAGGUGCAAACAAGAAUGUCUCAGUUUUUUGGUGAAUACCUUUAACAAGGGCUCAAUUGCAUAUUGCUGUUCAUUUUCCAACCUCUGUAACUAGCAUUUCCUACAUAAAGCCAACAGAAGCAUUUCUGUGAUGUUGGAAUAUUUGUAAAUUAGGUAUAAACAUUAUGGUAUUUUUCAUACUGUAUAAAUAGACUUGUUGGCAAAUACCUCUUGUAUACAUGCUGUAAUUUGUAGACCUCAGUUUUAGGGGUUUAAAAUAUUUCAGAGCAGUAUGUGCUAUUCUUGUUUCUUUUCAGUGAUGAUUUGGGAAGAGUUGUGGGCUAUGCUAAAUGCUAGCAAAUGUUUGAGAUGGCUCUGGGUAAUAUCACCACUUCAGUUAUCAAAACAUUGUAUUGUGGAAGGUUUGGGGUUUUUUUCAUACUGAAGCAUUUUUUCCUAAAGUUCACUGUAAGAGAUCAAUUUCAUGAGUUAAAACAACAGAGACACAUAGUUCACAUAAGUGUGUAGCCAACAUUUUUUGACCUCCUGCAGUGUACAACUUGGUCAGGGCUAUCUAAACAUCUUGAACCCCUGUUGGUAUGUGUCAGUACAAUGUCAAGUUAUUGUUCAAUAAUCUCUCAAGACAUGAAAAGAAUAUUUACUGCCUCAGCUGUUUCAUGUAUUUCAUUGUUUGUGCUAGAAUGUUAAUGUAAAUAGUCACCUUUUUGUUUUCAUGAAACACUUUUUUGUUUUUUAAUGAUUGUCAGUCAUUUUGU